AUGGUCACCGUUCACCUUAGAGCCGAAACCAAGCCUUUAGAGGCAAGAGCCGCCUUGACCCCCACAACCACCAAGCAAUUGUUGGAUGCUGGAUUCACCGUCUAUGUUGAAGACAGUCCUCAGUCGAUCUUUGAGGCUAAGGAAUACGCUGAUGUUGGUGCUACCAUCGUUCCUGCUGGUUCCUGGAAGGAGGCACCAAAGGACCGUCUUAUACUCGGAUUGAAGGAGUUGCCUGAAAACGAGACCUUCCCAUUGGUCCACGAGCACAUCCAAUUUGCCCACUGCUACAAGGACCAAGGCGGUUGGAAGGAUGUCUUGAAGCGUUUCCCUGCUGGCAAGGGAACUUUGUAUGACUUGGAGUUUUUGGAGAACGAUGAAGGCAGAAGAGUUGCUGCUUUUGGUUUCUACGCUGGUUUCGCUGGUGCUGCCAUUGGGGUCUUGGACUGGGCUUUCAAGCAGACCCACCCAGACUCUGAAAACUUGCCCGCUGUGACUCCAUACCCCAACGAAGCCGAAAUGGUCAAGCAUGUGAAGAGCGAAUUGGACGCUGCUGUGCAAAAGAAUGGCGGUAAGCUCCCGAGCGCCUUGGUCAUUGGUGCUCUUGGCAGAUGUGGCUCUGGUGCUCUUGAUCUUUUUAGAAAGGUGGGCAUUCCAGAGGACCAGUUGCUGAAGUGGGACAUGGCCGAGACCGCUAAGGGUGGCCCAUUCCAGGAGAUUGCUGACGCUGACAUCUUCGUCAACUGCAUCUACUUGUCCAAGCCAAUUCCUCCUUUCAUCAACUACGAAUUGUUGAACAAGGACGACAGAAAGUUGAGAUCCAUUGUUGAUGUUUCUGCCGACACGACGAAUCCACACAACCCUAUCCCAGUCUACACGAUCGCCACGGUUUUCAACGACCCUACUGUUCCAGUCGAAACCUCUGCUGGUCCUAAGUUGUCUGUCUGCUCCAUUGACCACUUGCCUAGUUUAUUGCCAAGAGAAGCCUCUGAGCAGUUUUCCAAGGACUUGAUGCCCUCUUUGUUGCAGUUGCCUCAGAGAGACUCUGCUCCAGUGUGGACGAGAGCCAAGGCUUUGUUCGACCACCACGUUGCCAGAUUGGAUUAG
Messenger RNA from Candidozyma duobushaemuli, 1104 nucleotides. It is a transcript of the gene LYS1, whose product is annotated as saccharopine dehydrogenase (NAD+, L-lysine-forming). The record is from RefSeq and is a predicted model, not a curated record. The transcript has a single exon. Gene Ontology annotation, cellular component: cytoplasm. NCBI's taxonomy places the organism in Eukaryota, Fungi, Ascomycota, Pichiomycetes, Serinales, Metschnikowiaceae. The coding region runs from base 1 to 1104 and encodes 367 amino acids. Gene Ontology annotation, molecular function: saccharopine dehydrogenase (NAD+, L-lysine-forming) activity.